AUUCUUCAGGAAAAUUAGUGGUAAAUGAAAUGGAUAUUUUACAAACAUCGCGAUUUAUACAGCGAAGGAACAAUUCUGAUGAGGUGAACUACGGGUUAAGACGGGAUCCGCAAAAAUCAGAGUCUCCCUCCGAAAUUGAGAGAAUAUGCGAAAGAAAAUGCAGGGAAUAUCAAUAUGAGCUCUCUCAACAGAAUCUCCUCGAUUCAACGGAUGAGCAUCUCAGUCCGGAAUCCCAGUGUUCGAUGCCAAUUGAUCCCAGAAUUUCUGGUGGACCGGAAAUUGAAGGAAAAGAAUUCCCACAUAUGGUAGCGCUGGGAUGGUUCGAGAAGCACUUGAAAUUUAUACAUCGUUGUGGCGGCAGUUUAAUCUCAGAAAAAUGGAUUCUAACCGCUUCACAUUGCACUGACAAUUUUUUAAAGAAACGUGGGGUAGCGCGGUUGGGAACAACCAGUCUAAGUGCAAUCAGAUCAGGUACAAUCAUUGGAGUGGUUGAAAUCGUUCGACAUCCCGAAUAUAAACACCCCAAGCUGUACGCGGAUAUCGCUUUGAUGAGACUCGCGAGACCUGUUGUAUUUUCUGACACCAUCAGCCCAGCAUGUUUGCACUCAAGAUUCGGUGGUGUAACGGAAACGGUAUGGGCAACUGGAUGGGGAUCCUUACAAUUUGGUGACGUACAAAUUCAGGAUAAUUUACAUAAAGUAAAGUUAGAGAUAAUCGACACUCUACCCUGUGCACUAGCAUACAAACGAACAAUUGCAAUUCCACAUGGCAUUGCUCCUAGUAUGCUAUGUGCUGGUGACCCCCGUGGUGGAUGGAAGCGAGAUACGUGUAAUGGUGAUUCCGGAGGGCCCCUUCAAAUCUACAACGUGGAAACUUGUAUGCAUGUAAUCGUUGGGAUUACGAGUUUUGGAAAACUGUGUGGAACGCCUGAUUUCCCAGGAGUUUACACGCGCGUUGCCUAUUACCUCGAUUGGAUCGAAUCGAUUGUGUGGCCAGCGAUUACUUCUUCGUUGUAUCAUAGUUACCAGCGUUCUCAUUGA
Molecule: messenger RNA, 1040 nt
Organism: Diachasma alloeum
Lineage: Eukaryota; Metazoa; Arthropoda; Insecta; Hymenoptera; Braconidae
Product: serine protease snake
Exons: 4
Coding region: 30-1040 (336 amino acids)
Biological process (GO): proteolysis
Molecular function (GO): serine-type endopeptidase activity
Source: RefSeq, a predicted model, not a curated record